UUUAAUUCUUCAGUUGUUUCAGGGAAGAUAACGAUGGCAUUUAAUUGAUAAAUAAAUCGCACCGAUUGUUCAUGAUGGAUGGUACUUGGGCCCUAAACAUUCUUGUAACGGAUUUGCAGGUUGAGAGAAGUGUGCGUGUUCAUGGAGAAGACCAUGUUGGGGGUGUCAUGAUCAAACUUGUUGAUAUAUUAGAUAUAGCAAUGGACUGGUCGGAUCAUGCUCUCUGGUGGCCGGCCAAUAACAUGUGGCUUCAUAAAACCAGAUGGACGCUAGAACAAUAUAAUCUAACUGCAGAUCAUUGUCUUGAGUUUACUCCGAUGCACAAGAGGCACGGGGUUUAUCUUGGCGGAGGGGGGGAUAGAUAAAACUCCUAAGAAUGCGCGAAUACCGGAUAAUAUUUCUUUAAUUCUCUCUCUCUAUGACAGCUUGCCAUGACAGCUUGUUUCUAUAGAUAGUUUGAUUUUAAU
Eurytemora carolleeae is the source of this 467-nucleotide messenger RNA. Its product is annotated as fermitin family homolog 2. Gene Ontology annotation, cellular component: cell-substrate junction. The record is from RefSeq and is a predicted model, not a curated record. The transcript has 5 exons. Lineage: Eukaryota; Metazoa; Arthropoda; Copepoda; Calanoida; Temoridae. Gene Ontology annotation, molecular function: integrin binding. The coding region runs from base 72 to 365 and encodes 97 amino acids. Gene Ontology annotation, biological process: cell-matrix adhesion; integrin-mediated signaling pathway.